UAAUGCCCUUCUAUCUAAACUGAAAUGCUGCUCUCUAAAUAAAAUUCCCUUUAUCAAGUAACAGAAGUAAAAUAAUUAAAGCAACGUGAGAAUGUAUUCGGCGAGUUUGUGCUACGAGGUAGAAUACUGCACUACUAUGAAAACCAUGUUCUACGAAAUAUUCUUGCUUAAGAUGGUGUAUAAUCAUAGACUCAUUAAUCAUAAGCGAGUGUGUGAGAGAAACGUUUAAAAACAACAUCGACAUUAGAAAUAUCAGCAAUUGCAACAAAAUAAAUUGUGAAUUUGGUUUCUUGUUGAAUCCCUAAAACUGACUCAUUCCAGUGGAAUGGAGGAGGGUAAGAUGGAUUAACGGAGAACUGUUCUACAGAAUUUAUUUCACAGAAUUAUUCAGUCAUCGACAAGUAAUUUUUUAACUUCGGUAAACACAUAAUUUCGGUUUACCGUGAGCAAUAAAUUGCUAAUGGACGAAAUUCAGAAAGGCGGCGCGCCGAAGGUAGAUAGGCGGAACCGUUCAAUGAAUGUUUCUGUUUUGCUCCCCCAAACUUGUCCGUAUAAUAGAGCUACAAUGAGACCAUCAUAGAUGAAUCGGUUCAGACAUUAUCAUCUAGUAAAACUCUGUUUGGCUAAUGACCUUCAAAAAUUUGGUUUUCAGCUGACACCUAUGCCACUAGGUUGACACUGCCUGGCGAGUUGGGCUUAUACAUCCCUUUACGUAAGGCCAAUGCGUCGUCACGCGGAGGCGCGUUGUUAUAUUUAGCUUGGCCAGUAUUUGGCAGGGGGCACCCGCCCGCCUGGCAGCCUUACCACUUGCCUGCCCCAGGCCAGGGUAUCUUUAGUUGCAUCCCCGGAGCGUACGCGAGAGGUUCAAGUCUUACCAUGAUCUGGGCUGCCGUCACGAACCACGGUAACUCGACGGCUGCGGCAGCGCCAGCUGUGGCGGGUGCAGGUGUAGAGUCGGGCGGUCGCUGGGACGCGAGUGCUGGGGCGACAGGCGCGAGGCGACAUCGGUACGCCCGAUCUUCUACUGCCAGUAGUGUAACGCAGCUUCUGAGCGAGUCAUGUUCAAGUCUGCUUCAACGUUUGACGACGCGUGUACGCGGACCGUCGUCAACCGCAGACUGUCAGCCACAGCCUCAAUCACCCUCCAGUGUCACCACUCCUGGGACUUCGUCUGCUGCAGCUGCUGCUACUACUACUACUGCUGCUGCAGCUGCUACUUUCGGAUUAGGCACUACUCGGUCGCGUCUUGAAGACAAGUAUUCUGCAGUACUAAAGCAGCGUCGUCCAGAACGUGACAGAGAAAGAGUAAGGGAGAAGGAUGAGAGAGAUAAUGACAAAGAGAUCGAACGCCUUCCAUUAUUGCAGAAGAGUGCGACAAAUGUGCAGUUGUUAAGAGAUUCUCCCCCAGCCCUUGAAUUAAAUCAGCAUCGCCAUCAUGGCCACUCCCAUCACCACCACCACCACCAUCACCGUCACCACAGGCAUAAGUCCGAUCGUGGACCUGUCAGUGCAGCUGUGCCUUUGGCUUCAGAAUCGCGUACCCGCACCCGGACUCGAACUAGAACCCCACGCCGGGAGCGCUAUUUACCCUCUCGCCUUUGCCCUGUUGAAAUACCACUGUCUGUGGAUGAACCGUCAACCACUCCAGCUGAUGAUGAACGCCAAGCGAAGCGACAAGAGAUUCAAUCUCUCAUUCUGAAGUACUCUGCAUUGGAUGAAGCAUACUCGCGUCUCACCGAUUCAAAGCGUGUCAUACCUGAUCAGCAGCAGCCACGACAGCCUCAGCCACACCUGUCAUCGCUGCAGAAGCACAAGCACACGCUACAGCCGCAUAUUGCAGCACCCCUGCCGACUAUUGUUGGGUUCGCAUCUCGGUUUGAAAUGGCGGCUAUGAAUUGGCACGUGGUCCACGCGUACCACGAAUGGACGGACGGAUCAACCGACCGCAAUGGGACGGUGAUGCACCUGUGUUGCCCUGCCCGCUCUGCUAAAUCGGUGCUGGCUGGCUGGUGUUGGCGAUGGCUGGUGCCGUUUCCUGAUUGUGUUGGUGGCUGGCCCAUGCUGUGCAGAUCUCGAGCACCCUCCGUGGAGGACGACGAAGAUGGCCACCUGAUAUAUCGCCAUGGCGACGUGCUCCGAGACCGAUAUAAAAUAUUGGCCACCUUAGGAGAAGGCACAUUUGGAAAAGUUGUCAAAGUGAAAGAUUUACAUACGUCCAGAAGACAUUUUCCAAGAAAUUUGAAAAUCCCACGUAGCAAUAGUCACAACAGGGAUCAUGUAAUGCCUAACCCAUUGGAAGCUGUCCGCCACAUUGCUUACCAGCUGUUUUACUCUGUGAAGUUCCUUCAUGACAACAAACUUACCCAUACUGAUCUCAAACCAGAGAAUAUUUUAUUUGUAGACUCAGAUUAUGACAUUUCAUACAACAGCAAAAAGAAGAGGGAUGUCAGACGUGUGAAGCGCACUGAUGUGAGGUUAAUAGACUUUGGCAGUGCGACAUUUGACCACGAACAUCACAGUACAAUUGUUUCAACACGACAUUAUCGUGCACCAGAAGUUAUUCUUGAACUUGGCUGGGCACAACCAUGUGAUGUUUGGUCCAUCGGGUGCAUAAUUUUCGAAUUGUAUCUGGGUAUAACACUAUUCCAGACACAUGAUAAUAGGGAGCAUUUAGCAAUGAUGGAACGAAUUCUUGGUCCUAUACCUUACAGAAUGGCACGGAAGACGAAGACGAAGUACUUUUAUCAUGGGAAAUUAGACUGGGAUGAAAAGAGUUCUGCUGGCCGCUACGUGAGGGAAAAUUGCAAGCCUCUACAUCGAUACCAACACAGUGAUGAUGAGGAUCAUCGGCAGUUAUUUGACUUGGUGUCUCGAAUGCUGGAGUAUGAACCCUCAGCACGCAUCACGUUAGCUGAAGCAAUGAGGCAUCCAUUCUUCGAUAAAAUUCCACCACAUCAGAGGCUUGGCAGUGACAGGCGUGGUGGAGGCAGUGCAUCUUCGGACCGGGACCGCGAGCGAAGCCACUCCCUCUCACGGUAUGGGAGUCCGCGUUCUGGAACUCAUUGUACGAGUCGCAGUCGGGGAAGUUCACCUGGUGUAGCAACAUCGAGGUGUGCAUACGGUGAUUCGGACAAUUGAGUCAGACAUCCAGCUGCCAUUGUCUCCUUAUUUUGACUUUGGACAGCUGCAUUGUUCCUGAAAAGAAGUGACUUACUGGAAAAGAAGUGCUUCAGGUUCCCUGGAAGUGAAUUUUUCACUGUAAUGUAGUGCCUGAUAGGGACACUUUCCAUGUCACCCAUUAUUGUAUAUCUGUACAUACGUGUGUGUGUGUGUGUGUGUGUGUGUGUGUGUGUGUGUGUGUCCAUGCCAGAGGGCUGAUACAAAUGUCUUAGUAAAAGGACUGCUAAAACGUUAAGGACUUUUUAUGUAAAGUGUGUUUUACAUGUUUAAUUCAUAUUCAUUUGCUUCAUUGAUAGCAGUAUUGUAAAGAUCAUUUGCCUCAAACUGUGAAUAUUUGUAAAAUUUCGAAGUUAUCUUCAUAUUAUAAAAGAAAGAAAAUCCCAUUUUCAUGAUGGAUCAAUAUAAGUAAUAAAUAAUUUAUAUUUUUCAGACUUGGAGCAGUAUUUUUUUAGUGUAAUGUUUUUGUCCAGUUUUCUAAAAUUGUCUCAGAUUAUUUAGUUUAUUGCAGACCACUUCCUUUUUUACUGGAGCAUUAAGCAUUUAUUGUCAUGGUCUGUGUCCACCUCAUUGUUGUAGAUUGAAUACUUUUACAUGUGAAAAUUUACUAUGGCAGUAAGAAAGUAAAUUAGUAAUUAGAAAUGAAUAUUCUUUUGUAAUAUUCAUAUAAUGUUACAAACAUCUAAGAACCAUAUGUGGUUGUAAUGUCGUUUCGAGAUCCGAUAUGCUUGGGAUUAUAUCAAUCAUUAUUAUUUGUACACAAUUCUCUUAGUAAGAGGCCUUCAUAUGUAAUGAAAAAACUUCCAGUACUCGUUGUACCAAAUAUCCAAGCCCACAUUUGGAAUUUGGUCAUAUGUAAAUAGGAAUAAAAGAUAGUGUUAUUAAAGGCUA
Molecule: messenger RNA, 4068 nt
Organism: Schistocerca americana (American grasshopper)
Lineage: Eukaryota; Metazoa; Arthropoda; Insecta; Orthoptera; Acrididae
Gene: Doa
Biological process (GO): protein phosphorylation
Cellular component (GO): nucleus
Molecular function (GO): ATP binding; protein kinase activity
Source: RefSeq, a predicted model, not a curated record